Molecule: messenger RNA, 3525 nt
Organism: Calliphora vicina (urban bluebottle blowfly)
Lineage: Eukaryota; Metazoa; Arthropoda; Insecta; Diptera; Calliphoridae
Exons: 9
Coding region: 45-3389 (1114 amino acids)
Biological process (GO): translation; nucleobase-containing compound metabolic process
Molecular function (GO): structural constituent of ribosome; mRNA binding
Source: RefSeq, a predicted model, not a curated record
UCGAUUGUGUUUUUCAAAAUUUUUUCAUUACCAUACCAACCACCAUGUCCUUAUCUACCAGACCAAAAAGACGAGCUGCUACUAAAGUGGCUAUUAUAGAUUUAUCAGAUAGUGAUGGAAAUGAGGAAGCUACACCAGAAAAAAGAAAACGUACCAUUAAGGUAACUGCAAAAGAACCUAGAGUACGCAAGGAAAAGCCAACUGUCUCUAAGGAGAAAAAGGAACCCAAGCCACGUAAGCCUAGGGCAGACAAAAAAUCAAAAGAAGCAUCCAGAAAUGAUGAAAAUACACCACCCAAUGUGGAAACUAAUGUUAAUGAUGAUGACUUUCCGGAGGUAAUCAAUUCUCCUGUAAGAGACGCAGCAGAUGGUCAGUGUUUGCAGCCGGAAACUCAAAAUACUAGCGGUUUAAACAUAGAAUUAUCAGAUAGUGACGAGGGACCUUCUCCAGAAAAAAGACAACGUAUUGAAAAGGUAACUGCAAAAAAACCAAGAGCAGUCAAGGAAAAGGCAACAGUUUCCAAAGAGAAAAAGGAACCCAAGCCACGUAAGCCUAGGUCUGAAAAGAGAUCAGAAGAAGCAAUCAAAACUGAAGAAAAAAGACAACUAAAUGUUGUGGAAACUAAUGAUGAUGACGUUCCAGAAAUAAUCGAUUCCCCAGUAAGAGACGCAGCAGAUGGUCAGUGUUUGCAGCCGGAAACUCAAAAUACUAGCGGUUUAAGCAUAGAAUUAUCCGAUAGUGAUGAGGGACCUUCUCCAGAAAAAAGACAACGUACAGUUAAGGCAACUGAAAAAAAAUCUAAAGCAGGCAAGGAAAAGGCAACUGUUUCCAAAGAGAAAAGGGAACCCAAGCCACGUAAGCCUAGGGCUGAAAAGAAAUCCGAAGAACCAAUAAAAAUUGAAGAAAAGACACCACUAAAUGUUGUGGAAACUAAUGAUGAUGAUGUUGCAGAAAUUAUCGAUUCUCCUGUAAGAGAUGUAGCAGAUGAUCAGUACUUGCAGCCAGAAACUCAUGAUACUAGUGGUUUAGACAAUGAAAGCAUGUAUGAUGAACAACCAAGAGCCAGGGUGCAAGGCAGAAAUAGUUUUUGGGCACGCCGCAAAGUUUGGACCAUUGACGAACUGUUGGCAGAAACGGCCAACAUUGAGCCCAGAGCUGCCCGCAAUAUUGUGCAGUUGUUUGAAAAUGAGAAUACUAUUCCUUUUAUUUGUCGUUAUCGCCGAGAUUUGGUGGAUCACAUUGAGCCGGAAAAGUUGCGUGACAUUAAGAACAGUUAUACGGAAAUUGUUAAUUUGCGUAAAAAGGCUGAGACGAUCGUCAUCCAACUGGAAAAGGAAAAUGUCAUCGAUGAGGAGAUACGUACCGAAAUGAUGUGUGCCAAAACUACAGAGGAAUUGGAGUUUUUGUAUGCUCCCUAUAAACCGGCCAGCAAAGGCUCUUUAGCUGAAAGAGCUAAAGCUUUAGGCUUAGAACAAUAUGCUGAUCGUUUACUCUAUGGAGAACUGCCACAAGUUUCCACUCGAAAUUUGGUCGAUCGCAAAAAUCCCGAUAUGGAUAAUGAAGAAAAAGUUAUCACAGGAAUUUGCAAUAUUAUAUCACACAAUAUAAGUAAACAUACUGGAGUAUUGGAGGAAUUAAGACGAUUACAAAAAGUCCAUCGCAUAGUUUUAAAAACUUCCAAAGUUAAAAACCCCACCGGCAAAGACAAGGAUACAUCAAAACCCUCAACUUCCUCGCAUGGACACGGUCAUGGUAAUAAAAAUGAUGCCUCUAAAUAUGAAACCUAUUAUGAUUAUCAAAAUGAUGUGCGCUACAUGAAACCUCAUCAAAUAUUGGCCAUAAAUCGUGCCGAAAAAUUGAAAUUUCUUUCGGUGAAAAUUAUUAUAGCCGACUAUGUACGCAAGGACAUAGAGCGCUAUGUGCGCAACAUAUUUAUGGAAGAGGGUGAAAAGUAUCCUUUAAGAUUUGAUGUAUUUAACAAAGCCUUUGAGGAAUGUUAUACCAAGAAAUUGCAACCCUUGAUGACUCGUCAAAUACGAUCAGAUCUAAAUGAAUCUGCCAAAAAGGCCUCAAUAGAUGUUUUUGCCAAAAAUCUAAAGCAAUUAUUGUUAAUGUCUCCCUUGAAGGGAGAACGUAUUUUGGGUAUAGAUCCUGGUUUUACCAAUGGUUGCAAAUAUGCUGCCAUUUCAGAAACAGCCGAUGUUUUGGAAUCCGGGGUAAUGUAUCCUCAUAAACGUAAUACUGAUCCGGAGAAGUGGGGUGAAGAGUUGGCUAAAAUUUUAUUGAGACACAAAAUUAACAUUAUAGCGUUAGGUAAUGGCACCGCCUGCCGGGAAACUGAAUUUUGGCUUUCAAAACUUUUUGAAUUGGGAAUUUUAGAUUCGGCUUACGUACGCUACAGUAUAGUGUCCGAACAGGGUGCCUCCAUAUACUCUUGCAGUGAGGUAGCUAAAAAAGAAUUUCCCCAUAUGGAUAUGAAUGAAAUAAGUGCGGUGUCUAUAGCGCGACGUCUAAAUGAUCCUUUAAGUGAAUAUGUCAAAAUUGAGCCACGUCACAUUGGUGUGGGCAUGUAUCAGCAUGAUAUAAAUGAAAAGCAGUUGAGCGAAUCUUUAAAUGAAGUGGUUUCGGAAUGUGUGAGUUAUGUGGGUGUAGAUAUAAAUACGGCCAGCAUUACAGUGCUCAAACAUAUUGCCGGCUUAACGGAGAAAAAGGCAGAAAAAAUCAUACAAUAUCGUUUGGAAAAUGGUUCUUUUCGUACGCGCAAAGAUAUGUUGCAAGUUAAAUCUAUUGGGGAAAAGACGUUUGUACAAUGUGCUGGCUUUAUACGCAUAGAUCCUCGCAGUUUGGGUGGCACUAUAGAGAAUUUACUAGAUUGUACUUGGGUACAUCCGGAGAGUUAUGCGGUGGCUAAAAAAAUCAUUUCCAAAUGCAAACUUGACAUUAAGAACAUUGGUUCAUCAGACUUCAUACAAAGGAUCGGAAAUUAUAAGAAUUUAUGUAAUAUGGAUGAUUUAGCUAAAGACUUUAAAACACCCAAAGAACGAUUGGAUGUCGUUUUUCAAGCCCUACAACGUGAACUCUUCAAAGAUUAUCGCAGCGAUUUCGAUAAACGACCUUUGUUUAAGCAGGGUUUAACCAAAAUCACCGAACUAUCUCAGUGUGAUGUUCUAACGGGUGCCAUUACCAAUAUCACACAUUUUGGAGCAUUCGUGGAUAUAGGUGUAGAAUGUGAUGGUCUAAUACAUACCAGUAAUAUGGGUAGAAUGAAAUUAAAUAUUGGUGAUCGUGUCACGGUGUCCAUAGUCCAGAUGGAUGUUAAACGCAAACGUAUUGGCUUACGUUUGGAAGAAAUGCUAAUGGAAACGGAUACAUCGUUCACAUUUGCUUGAGAAGAAUGAAAGUAAUUAAGGAAAUAUAUUUAAGAAAAAUACACAACUAGAGAGUUAACUUAUUUUAAAAAAAUAUAUAAUAAAAGAAGAUGUAAUAAAACUUUUAACGUUGCACAAAAUGUUAUACAACAAAGAA